AUGAUAACCAAAUUAAUAAUUAUCGAUUUUACUCUAAUAAUACUCUCAACAUGUGAGCCAGACCGCAGAGUGAUAACAACGUUGAAAUAUUCAAAUUAUUACGUGAAACCAACUAUCGUGAAUGGAGAAAUAGCACCGAGCGGACGACUUCCAUACAUGGUAUCCAUUAAAGAACCAUUACGCAAGAUCGGAGAAGGGAGGAUAAUUUGGAAAAACCUUUGUGGUGGUAGCAUUAUAAGCGAAAUCAAAGUUCUAACUGCAGCGCAUUGCUUUGAAGGUAAAAAUUUCUACUACGCAAAAAGCCCUCACGUCCUACGCGUUGUCGCCGGCAGCCUACGCAAUGACCUAACUCAUUCCGGUGAAACAGAAACGAAUUAUAUCAGACAAUGGAGGAAAUUACAAAAGGUUGUAUUGCACAAUCAAUACCAUUUCCCGAAACACGAUAUAGCCCUUGUGUUCGUUAAUGAGGAGUGGAUAUUUACGACCUACAUAGAUUACGUUAUAACGGCCGUGAGGAGCAUAGAUUAUCCAAGGUCAUGCGUGUCUGCGGGUUUUGGUAGAAUAGGUUAUAGCAGCCGGGAUAAAAUUUCGCCGGUAUUACUCCUGGCACGAAUUAACACGAUACCGAAAUCGCGUUGCUCAAUGAUUUGGGAAAUGAAUAUGAAUACCUUUAUUUGUUCGGAUUCAGCUUUGACGGAUGUAUCGCGGGGCGAUUCUGGGGGACCUCUAGCUUGUAAAGGUACAGUGGAUCCCGUGGAAAAACCAGAUAGGGAUUUACUAGUUGGUGUGGUUAGCGGCAAGAAUUUUGACAAAACGACUCUAUACACCAGAAUAUCUGAAUAUCACGACUGGAUCGAAACAAAUACGACUGGGCAAAGACCUCUCUUGCUCGCUGUGUUCCAAUGCAGAUCGCGUUUCGUGUGA
Molecule: messenger RNA, 924 nt
Organism: Nymphalis io (European peacock)
Lineage: Eukaryota; Metazoa; Arthropoda; Insecta; Lepidoptera; Nymphalidae
Product: chymotrypsin-2-like
Exons: 2
Coding region: 1-924 (307 amino acids)
Biological process (GO): proteolysis
Molecular function (GO): serine-type endopeptidase activity
Source: RefSeq, a predicted model, not a curated record